GCCAUCCAUGACUUUACCAGAAGCAGAAUAACAUUCCGCCCCCAUGGCUCGCCUCACUCUUCUCCUGCGCGCCCGUCCACUCACGGCCUCGAGGCUCUUCUCGUCGACCGCGCGCCGCCGCGAUGUCGUGCAGCUACCGCAGCCAAACGCGCUCCCACCGCGCACGCCGCCCAACUACCAAGGUGAGCAACAACCCUCUCACAAACAAGCACAACGCACAUAAAGAGCCAGAACCUGCCCGCAGCAGCCAACAGCCGUCGCUGACGCCCGCCCAGCGAACCGGCGCAACGACCUGCUCGCGCUACAAUGGCCUGCACCGCCGCGCACCAUCCUCGUCAUGAAGAAAGAAGACACGCCGCACGUGACGGCCGCGCUGGUCGAGCUUGCCCAGCACAUCCAGACGUCGUACCCGGGCGUGCGCAUCCUGCUCGAGCCCGCCGUCGCGCGCGCUGUGCACGCCUCGCUGCCCGCCCCCGUCUACGCCCUCCCGCCCCAGCACGCCGACCAGGCAAGCGUGCUGACCGAGCACGUCGACCUGAUCGCCACGCUCGGCGGCGACGGGACGAUCUUGCAUGCCGCGAGCUUGUUUGCUGCCGCGCGCCGCGUCCCGCCUAUACUGGCGUUUAGCAUGGGCACGCUGGGGUUCUUGGGCGAGUGGAAGUUCGCCGAGUAUAAGCGCGCGUUCAGGGAGGUGUACAUGAGCGGGGCGUCGUUGGAGCAGCGGAUGGACCGCGCGGCCGUUAAUGGUGGUGGUGGCGGUGGUGCGGUAGCUGCACCGUCUCCGCAGCACGACGACGAUCCCUGGGCCAUGGAUCGCGGCAAAUUCAUGGGCGCAAACCGCCAAGCGCGCAUCCUGCUACGGCAGCGGCUCAAAGUCUCGGUCCACCCGCCCUCUUCAUCCACAUCCACGCCCACAGCCCUAGACACCGCAAGCCCCUCCCUCAGCUCCCCCCUCCGCACCCCGCUCUACGCUCUCAACGAAGUGAUCCUCCACCGCGGCAGCGCGCCCCACCUCACCAACAUCAGCAUCACGGUCAACGGGCGGCACCUGACGGACGCGAUCGCAGACGGCCUGAUCAUCGCCUCCCCGACAGGAAGCACGGCGUACUCGCUCUCCGCGGGCGGCAGCAUCGUGCACCCGCUCGUCCCGGCGCUGCUACUCACGCCCAUCUGCCCGCGCAGCCUGUCGUUCCGGCCGCUGGUGCUGCCCGCGGCAGCCGAGGUGCGGCUGCGCGUGAGCGAGCAGAACCGCAGCAAAGGCGUGGACGUGAGCGUGGACGGCGUGCGCAUUAGCGGGGGCGAAGGGGCAGGCUGUGGAGAGGGCGAAGGCGGGCUGCCGCGUGGCUGGGAAGUGCGCGUCCAGGGCGAGGACGUGGGGUUGUUGGGUGAAGGGGAGUGUUUGGGCGGCGUGCCCAGUGUCGUGAGGGGCACUAUGGGCGCGGAGCGCGGCGAGGACCAUUGGGUCGGCGGCUUGAAUGGGCUGUUGAAGUUUAACUAUCCGUUUGGGGAGGGCGUGUGAGGUCCAGGCAGCAUAUAGACAUACACAUCCUAGACAAACAAAGACGAGCA
This is a messenger RNA of Aplosporella prunicola CBS 121167, 1569 nucleotides long. RefSeq lists its product as uncharacterized. Bases 338 to 1519 code for a protein of 393 amino acids. The record is from RefSeq and is a predicted model, not a curated record. The transcript has a single exon. Gene Ontology annotation, molecular function: NAD+ kinase activity. Gene Ontology annotation, biological process: NAD+ metabolic process; NADP+ biosynthetic process. Lineage: Eukaryota; Fungi; Ascomycota; Dothideomycetes; Botryosphaeriales; Aplosporellaceae.